This is a messenger RNA of Temnothorax curvispinosus, 2161 nucleotides long. RefSeq lists its product as uncharacterized. Bases 106 to 1389 code for a protein of 427 amino acids. The record is from RefSeq and is a predicted model, not a curated record. Gene Ontology annotation, cellular component: nucleus. Lineage: Eukaryota; Metazoa; Arthropoda; Insecta; Hymenoptera; Formicidae. Gene Ontology annotation, biological process: regulation of transcription by RNA polymerase II. The transcript has 5 exons.
UUUUUACAUUUUACGGUAUUUUACGAUUUGCGCCGUUUGCUCCGUUUGCAGUUAAAGGUUAAACUCAGGUUAAAGUGACUGAAUGCAGAAUAUAGCCUCCAAAAAAUGAACUCCUCUACUAAUAAAAAUACUUGUAUAAACAAAAAAGAAAUUGACCUUGCCUUAGGUGAAUUUUUCUUUGGAUGCAACAUACCAAUGAAUGUUGUAAAAUCUCCACGAUUUAAAAGAUUUCUACAGCUGCUAAACUCAAGUUAUCUUCCACCGACAAAAAAAUCUCUUUCUAAAAUGAUUCUGGAUAAAACUCAAGGUUCUGAAGGAGUUCUCAUAUGCGAUGGGUGGAAAAAUUCAGCAGCCAACACAAAAAAUGUGUGUAUAAUUCACAAUGUUAAUGAAAAAAGCAUAUUUCUUAAAUCCUGGGAUUUUACUGAAUUAAGGGAAACGUCUCAGCAGUUAAAAGAUAUGGUCAACGAAGCUGUACAAUUAGCAAACAAAAAAUUUAAAAUUUCUAUAUAUGCUGUAGUUUCUGACAAUGCGUCGCCAAUGAUUGCCAUGGGACGGCAAGUAAAUAUUUGGCAUUCUACUUGCCGUAGUCACAGUGCCAAUUUAUUAGCGAAAUCUCUCGUACCGAUGGAUUUCGCACAAUCUGUUAGUAAUUUAUUACGAGAAUUUAGAACGGCAAGCACAGAAAGAGAAUUAAAAAAUCGCGGGAGAUCUAGAAUUAUGUUGCCAUGCCAAACAAGGUGGUGCAGUUAUCGCGAUGCUUUCAGAUGUUGCUUAAAAAAUUUACAUUUAAUGAGAACUCUAGUAGAUGAACAAAAGGUUACAUUUGCUACGCAUAAUUUACAAUUGUUAAGCGAAUAUUCGUUUGAGACUCAAUUACAAGACUGCAUUAUACUCUUCGAUCCUAUAUGUGAACUCAUAAAUCGGUGUCAACGAUCUGACGCAAGAAUAGCAGAUGCCUGUGAGGAAUGGCUAAAACUAAAUAUUCCAACGGAUGAAGAUUUCAUUAUAAAAACGUUCCAAGCUCGUCUGAAAAAGGUUUUAACUCCAAUUGUUCUUGCUGCAAACCUUAUGCACCCACAGUAUCAGGAUAAACAAUUUUUUCAUCAAGAGAAUGAAAGAGCAAUGGCUCUAGAUUUUAUAACAGAACAGUUAGAUAUUGAAGAUCAAUCAGGAUUGGAUAAUUAUCUAAACAAUGCAGGUAUCUUUCAAACCUUGCAGAAGAAAGGGAUAAAAUCAGCACAGACAUUCUGGGGUCUUGCAGCAACACUACAUCCUCAUCUGUCAUCACUCGCGCGGAAAUUGUUAAAAAUACCUGCAGCAUCGGCCCAAAUUGAACGUUUAUUUUCUAAUUGGUCUUUUGUACAUUCUACUUACGAAAUCGUUUGAGCGUUGAAAGAUCUGAGAAAUUAGUGAAUGUAUAUUAUUCUUUAAAAAUGAAUGAACUGAAGUCCGAGAAAAAUUACACAAUGUUUGAUGAAUGAAAAUAAUGUAUUUUUUUUUUUACAAAAUACAAAUUAUUUUUAAUUUAAACUGCUGUAUUUUUAUGUAAUUUUUAAUGUAUUAUUUUUAUUUCAUAAUGCAAAGAUUUGUAACAGAGGCUUGUAAUAAACAUCACUAAAUUAUAAAAACAAGAAAUAAUUAUUUUAAACUUUCUUUGCAUUAUACUGAAUCUAGUAUUAUUAAUAACAUGGUCUUAAUCUACAUUAACAAAAAGUCUUGUAUUCAUUAAACAAAAUUAAAAGAAACGGUAUUAUUGCAUUAAUAUUAAGUUAAACAAAAAUCCAUGCUCGAUUGAUAUAAUCGACUCUACAAAUAAAAAAAAGACCCUAAAAUUUUUGGGAUUACAAAUAUAAACAUACAUUCCGGAAUAUCGAAUCUCAUUAAAAAAAAUUAUCCAUUACACUCGACUGAUAUGUAACACAAUCGACUAUAGUAAUAAAGAAAUAAACCCUAUGAUUUUUGGAAUUAUAAAUAUAAGUAGACAAUGUAGACAUAAAUAUAAGUGGAUUAUAAAUAUAAGUUCCGGACCGAAGUAUCGGAUCACAGUCUUUUUGAGUUUGUUUUGUGAAGACACAUCGCGAUUCGUGGUUGUAGUUCAUAGUUUUCUCCGUUUCCCAUCCGUUGCAUUUUUAAACGUUAAAAUUCCAUUUAACUAGUG